UGCGUGGACAAGUUCUAGAUGGAAAUUGGACGCGCGACGAGUGAAACGAGACACCGAUCGACAACUUUCUCAAAGUCAUGCGUCUGUUACGCGUCUGUCUGUUCUGCGCGCUGCUUUUACGCACGGAUGGGAAAACGAUCGGAGAGUUGUCCGGCGCCGCGGGACGCCUCCUGCAUGUCGAUGACGGGAACUUUUCAAGGCAGGAUCACAUGAAACAAGAGCCCUUUCAGGAGCAACAACAAGUGCUCGAAGCCUUGCCAGGUUCUGCCUUCGAUCUGAAGGUGCAGGUGACCGACGUGCUGAGUCGUCAGUACCUGAGUGAGGCCGCGGUGGACGUCUACAUCAACUACACCAGGACCAACAGCGCUGUCACCGGAGAGGACGGUGCUGCGCUGCUUCAUGUACCUUACCACUCCGGGCUGCCUCUCACAGUCGUGGCCAGCAAGGAUGGCUACAUUAGCACGCUGCUGCCUUGUACAACCAACAGAAUGCCAAUCUUUUCAUCAGUGACGAUGACGCUACAUGGUCGGAAUCAGGGGAACGUCUGGCUCUUUGACGACUCGGUCGUGAUCACUGGCAGAACAUCUGAUUCUUCAUCCCAGCCCACCGUCAGGUUUCCUAAGAGCCUUCUGAACGUGACCCUCAGCAGCAACAGCACCUCCGUUACAGCCUUCCUCACUGUUCCCAAAGUGACGUCAGAGCCGGACGGCUUCUUCAACACUCUGGGCGUCAUGAGCAGUAAAUCAGGCUAUGUCAGUGUGGAGUUAAGCCCUGUGGCGGCUGUCAGUGUGCAGCUCUUCUCUGGAGACACGGAGUUACAUGUGAGUGGGCCCGUACAGAUCAGCCUCGGUGUUCCUGACAGCUGUGGGCUUCAGACGUCAAACGUUGUCCCUGCCUGGUUCUUUAACCGGACCACCGGUGGAUGGAUGAGAAAAGGACUGGGACAGGUAACGUCAGUGGAAGGAAGGCUCGUGUGGACAUUCACAGCUCCUCACCUCGGCUACUGGAUUGCAGCACCUUUGUCAUCUACCAGAGGUUUCUUUGGACUUGCCGUCCCCAUGGACUUCAUCUUACGCCAUUCGUUUUUCCUGAUGGUUCUCUCAGGAGGAUUGCUUCUUAUUGUCAUCUGUCUUCUGCUUGGAUUCAUUUGUUAUUGCAGGAGUGCGCCCAGUGAGAAGAAAGCAAUGAAGAUCCUCACAGUGUCAAAAAAAGACCAAACCACCUCCACGUGCGAUGAUGAAGCAUUUGGAGCAUCUUCAAGGCGUGGCUUUCACCCACAGGACGGACCCAACCAACCAUUCACAGAGAAUGGGGAUAACCAGCACAACUCCUCUUUCAUUUCUAUGCACAGCAACAACAUAAUAGCCAACCCCAAUGUGGCCAUUACGCUGGAGUGUAACGAACUGGAGCUCAACACUGACCUGAAUGAUCUGACGUGCUCGCACAAGACUUCGGAUCAAAUCCGACUUCCAGCAUCU
Stegastes partitus (bicolor damselfish) is the source of this 1478-nucleotide messenger RNA. Its product is annotated as protein FAM171B-like. The transcript has 8 exons. The annotation marks the transcript as partial. The record is from RefSeq and is a predicted model, not a curated record. Lineage: Eukaryota; Metazoa; Chordata; Actinopteri; Pomacentridae.